AUGCCAAUGCUGCCCGAAAACGUAGAUGUAGAUCUAAGAAAACCGCUAAACAACGUCAACAACAGCGCCAACAAGAUGCUGAUAUUCACCGCAGAGUGUCACAUUAACAAUUAUCAGCUAUAUAAUUUUGCCC
Messenger RNA from Acaulospora morrowiae, 133 nucleotides. Lineage: Eukaryota; Fungi; Glomeromycota; Glomeromycetes; Diversisporales; Acaulosporaceae. The record is from the annotation of a GenBank genome assembly.